Cylicocyclus nassatus is the source of this 1205-nucleotide messenger RNA. The record is from the annotation of a GenBank genome assembly. NCBI's taxonomy places the organism in Eukaryota, Metazoa, Nematoda, Chromadorea, Rhabditida, Strongylidae.
AUGUUGCAGAACCUGAGCACCGGCUCAUCAAUAGAUUCCGAAUCAAGUCAUAAACGUCGGCUUAUGCCAAUGAUGUAUCAAAUGUAUGAAAGUCAAUAUGAAGAUCUUCGCGGGACCAUUUACGGUCCAGACAGUCCAGACUUCCACCCCGCACAAGCUAGCGAGACUUUGCGGAAGGCCCUGAGUGGAAUGGAAACCAAAGAUCAAAUCGUGAUCAACACCCUUCUCUAUCAUAAUAACUUUCAACGUCAGAAAAUCCUUGGCGCUUAUGAAGAUAUGUAUGGCAGAAAGUUGGUCGAUGAUCUUGAAGAAGAGGCUGGAGGAUAUUUUCUGGAAAUGACCCAGGCUCUAUUGAAACCGGCCCCACAGUAUGAUACCAUGUGCUUGCAUCGAUCUUUAUCAAAUCGCUACGCUGAUCGUUCUGUUGCUAUCGAGAUCGCCUGCACUAGAUCAGCACGGCAACUCCGAAUCAUCCGCGAAACCUAUCAAAACGAUUACAAGAAAACAAUAGAAAAAGAUAUUGCAGUGAAGGUGGAAGGCGUUGUCGGAAAGAUGCUUACUAUGCUUUUAUGCAAAUCUAGAAAUGACGACGGAAUGAGAGUCGAUGACAGUCUGGUAGAAAAGCAUGCACAAAUGCUACUUAGCAACUCCCUUGACGAAAUCGGAAGGAACCUAACCCUUUUCGAACAAGUGUUUGUUGGAAAUUCAUGGAAACAUCUUGCAGCAGUGUUUGAUCGGGUCGACGAAAUGCGACGAGACGAGAAAGACAUUGAAACUUUGAUAAGAAAAAACAAAUCCCUUCAUUCGGAAGUUCGAAUGAUUUUCCUGACCAUCAUUCGUGUCUCGAAAAAUAUGCAGCUCUACUUUGCCGAGUUGUUGCGAGCAGCGAUGACUGGUGAAAGGCCGGAUCAUCAGACGAUUAUACGCAUUGCCGUCAGCCGUAGUGAGAUCGAUCUCUACGAUAUUGCCGAAGAAUAUCGACGUAAAUACAAUCGCUCACUCGAAUUGGACAUUCAACAGACCUGCAGUGGCGACUAUAUGCGUCUAUUAUCUGCACUGCUCUCUGCUGCAAACAAUAAUAAUAAUCUUUUGUAGAUUUAGGAAUUAAUCAGGCUGUGCAUUCAUCUAUUAAUGUACUGUAUAUUACCCGAUUGUAAUUGUACCCAUACAAAUAUAGCUUAAAAGAUUUGACGACCGAUUUCAAG